AUGGGGGAAAAUUCGCGGCCAGGCAAGCAGAACGGCCAGAAGAGAACCCAGACCAAGCUGUGUCGCUUUAUCGAGCAUGCAAAGACGUGUCCAUAUGGCGAGAACUGCACGUAUUCGCAUGAUAUCGCGAAUUUUAGCAAUGAGCGAGUCAAGUCAUCCAAUUCUCCAAAGGAACAGCAAGAAAGAGUAGACUACAACGCUUGGAAGCGGAUUAUCAAGAGUCCUCCAAAGCAAAAUGACCUUGCUACGAUAAAACGCCUAUGGACUGGAGCACUUGAUAUCUUGGAAGGGUUCGAUCGAAACUGGAAACAGAUGCUCCCUCGGGAUCUUGAUGCGGACGAAAAUUUUGGCCGUGAGCAUAUUCAGAUUCUCUUGAGUAUGAAGUCUCAUGGUAAUGGAUGUCGAACUUUUGUUGAGCUUUCACAACCCUUUCUUGCAGUGAUUACCCAUCCUUCCAUGCUGGACUGUCUUUCGAUCGACACUGCUGUUGGAGGGCUGUAUAAUUUCAUCAGUGGCACUAACGGCCAAAGAGCAGUCGGAUUUUUUACACGUAUUUGCACAAAUCUCACAAGGGCUUAUGCUCAAUUAGUGAUUCCGAAAGCUGUGGCUGAGACUACACUCACGUCUGUGGGAAUUGCAUUGCACGAGCUCUUGAGGAGAGAACAACGAGCAGUGUACAAUGAUGAGCUGCCGGACUUGGUCACUUCUUUAGAGUAUGCUGCUAACGCAGUUGAAAUUGACACACAAUUCAUUAGAUUCAACUCCAGCAUCGCUGAGGUUAGAGCUAGGAUUGGGCGUGCAACUGGCCUAUUAAAAGACAAAGAGAUUGACAAUACUGCCACAGUCGAUGGGAUCUCAACUGCAACAUUCAAGUCGUCUUAUCCACGGCCGAUAACGGUGCCAGGAACUCGACAUGAUAAUGACCACGCUGACAUUACAAAGAUCAGGAUAAUGCCAACCAAUGAAGAGAUCUGUUGUGAACUGCCUGAUUAUCUACCAACGACCGAUCGUGAUCAACCUUCUUUCAUCACGAAUGCCACUGAGCGUCACAUAGAUACUUUGUUUCGCCUACUUCGACAUGACAUUUUCGGAGAAUUAAAACAUGCUCUUGGGAUAUUGAUACACGCCAUGAAAGAAGAUGAAAGCAUACAGCGAACCUGGAAAAUUCCUGUUGGAGAUAUUCGAGCAUAUGCGUAUCCCAAUGCUUGCAUUCAAUAUGUUUCAUUUGAACGAAGAGCAGGCAUCGAAGCUCAAGUAUCGUUCAGUCAACUGCCCGCUCUUCGAAAGAAGACCCCUGCUGAGAGGAGCAAGUGGUGGGCAGACUCAAAGCGCCUAGAAGAAGGUAUUCUUCUAUGCUUUGUUGCUGUUUCAUGUGGAAUACCCUCCAUUUUGUUUCUUACCGUUGGCAAAAAAAUCACUGAUCUCAAGGAGUCUCGCAACUUGGGCUCAAACGAAUAUAAUGCUACGGUUACUACCAAGCUGGUAACUCGUAACCAGGCGGAGUUUGCCUUGUUAACAGAGUUAAGUAGCAAGAGCACAAAUGGAGUUUUAUUUGAGUUUCCGGGAGUAAUUCCCGCAACGUUUAUGCCUAUUCUGACAAAUCUCCAGGCCAUGCAAUUGUCUGGCUAUAUACCCUUCUCUCAGUGGAUAUUACCUGAUCGGGCUACUAUUUCUGGAGAGCCAGCCCAAAUACUCCCACCACUUUAUGCUAGGAAUCGAAGUUACUUUUUUCUUUUGGAUCCUAUACUCACAAGACAGGGUGAUAGCCUGUCAUUCAGUCCCACUACCUCUUGCAACAUAGCCAUUCUUCGAAACCUUGAAGAGAGGACUACUCUUGACCAUGGACAAUGCCAAGCGCUCAUAGCAGCCUUGACCAGAGAAUGUUAUACUAAUCAUGCCUUGGAUCAAUUCCUUGAGGAAUUAAUAAAGGCGGGUGUUAAGAAGCUUAUUCGGAUCGGAGGCCAAAGCAAGUCGAAGAUCUUAGAGGGCCAUAAUUUACGAGUUGUGUCAAAUGGCGAGAGAAAGACAAGGAACGAGUCAUUUUGCGCUGCUAGAACAUACGAAGCCCUUCGGACAAAGGAGCCCCUGAUUGCUACCUCACUCGGCGCUUUGCAUGCUCUGAGAAAGGAACAGAACUGGGGAAGUCUGAAGGCCAAUAUUCUGCAUAGACUUAAGGGCCAUAUUAAGCAGAGAUACCCCCUGGCAUUCAAUGAAUUUUCCCAGGUUGGCGGGGACGGUUACAAGGUUGCGGGAAAAGAUCCAUUUGAUGUCUGGUGUGAAAAGGCGAUACCAAGAGAGCUUAGAGCACGGUUCUCAGCAAACGAAGAAGCCAAUAUUGUACAAAUUCUCGAGCGCGUCGGUACAGACGAUAUAUCCAAUCUGCCAAUUCCCGAGAGAGAACUUUUGAUUAAUUUUUGGGCUAGAGAAUAUUGUGAAAUCCACCGUGAUCAGUUAUUUGAACUUGUGGAUGAGUGCUCUAAACUUCACGAACAGCUCGAUAGGAUACACGAUGAGAGAGAUAGAAGGGUGCUUGAGGAUGCAGAAGUCAUAGGUGUUACCACGACAGGGCUUGCGAAAAGAAUUUCUGUCCUUCGACGCCUACGAAGCAAAGUCGUCAUCUGUGAGGAAGCUGGAGAGGUUAUGGAGCCCCAUAUGAUAUCAGCCUUACUGCCGAAUGUCGAGCAUUUCAUUCAAAUAGGAGACCACCAGCAGUUACGUCCGCAGAUCAACAACUACGAACUAUCGCUUGAAAGCAAGCAGGGCGGAGCUUACCAGCUUGAUCGAAGUCAGUUUGAACGGCUCUCCAUUGGAGAACCAGGCAGAGCUCCCUUUCCGGUAGCACAGCUAGAUACCCAGAGACGAAUGCGCCCUGAAAUCUCUCGUUUGAUUCGGAUGACCCUUUAUCCUCGCCUUGUUGAUCAUCCAUCUACAAAAACGUUUCCUGAUGUGGUUGGGAUGCGAAAUAAUGUAUUCUGGCUUGAUUAUGAGAAUAUAGAAGAUUCGUCGAGUUCCGAUCGACACCAAAUGUCACACAGUAAUAGCUGGGAAGUGGAUAUGACUUAA
This is a messenger RNA of Trichophyton benhamiae CBS 112371, 3063 nucleotides long. Its product is annotated as NF-X1 finger and helicase domain protein, putative. The transcript is spliced from 2 exons. NCBI's taxonomy places the organism in Eukaryota, Fungi, Ascomycota, Eurotiomycetes, Onygenales, Arthrodermataceae. Bases 1 to 3063 code for a protein of 1020 amino acids. Gene Ontology annotation, biological process: regulatory ncRNA-mediated heterochromatin formation. Gene Ontology annotation, cellular component: nuclear RNA-directed RNA polymerase complex. The record is from RefSeq and is a predicted model, not a curated record. Gene Ontology annotation, molecular function: metal ion binding; helicase activity.